AGUAAAAUUGACGUGCAGAAUCUGAUCAAUUAAAGAGGACAUGUGGAUUUAUUUUUGCAUGCAGAGGAGGAGGUUUUCUUGCUCUUUGUGAAAAGGUAGGCUAUUCCUGUGAGCAUGCAGCUACUUUCAAUGACGGCACCAGUGUCGAAGCUGAUGACCAACUUUUGAUGUUUGAAAUUGGGAAUACAUUUCACCUUGAUCAACUUUUCAAGAGAGAGGGAAAACUGGAUACCACGGGACUAUGAACUGGUGAGAAACUGCUGUUUUUGCGAAAAACAAUAAAACUUUUUCAUCACCUUUGACAGAAAAUUUUAUCAUCUCACAUUUACAAAGCUGUUGUGCUUUCAACUUAAAAGUAUUUUUCAUUUCAAAUUCUGUAUUGAUAAAAGAUAACAUCCACAAUAAGGAUGAAUAUCAUCUGCCAAGUUUUUUUUAUAUCUGACCUAUUACCUUGACCUUUUGACAGACAUGUGGGGAUCAUCCCCAAACUCCGCUCCACAAACGUAAACAAAACCACAAGCAAACAGACGGAGCACUCAUACGGCGGAGGCGGGCAGCGUGCUGUCCAAAGACCCAGCCUGACGCACCGAGACGGACAGACAGAUAGACAGUCUGAUGCCAACUGUCUCUGCUGUCAAUCUAACGGCACCACUCCUCCUCCUGUUGCUAUGGGCAACCCACCCCACCAUGGCAACCAACUGGCUGUAAGUCUUGCGUGCGAGGGAGGAAGAGAAAGAGGGAGUUUGUUUGUCAUGCUAUAACUUUUAAAAGAUGGUGACAUGUCUCUAAAUCUCUUUCAGUCUUUGCCUCUCUUUCUUUGUCUCACUCCUGGUGACCUUUUCUCUUUUCUUUCUCUCUGCCUUCAAUGCGUCUCUUUCCCUACUCUUCCCCUUGUUUCCAUCCUCUCUAAAACUCUACCCACUUGUUCCCUCCACAUCCUUUUGCUCACUCUCUUUUCCUUCCUCAUGAGCUCUUUCUCUAACUCCCUCUCUUUUCCUCAUUAUGCAUCCUCACUCCCUUCUUUCUCAAUAACUUCCCCUUCCAAAACCCGCUCUGAGUCACUAUAUCACUCUUUGUGCCCCAGCUCCCUGGCGAGGCUGCCUCGCUCCAGGCCUGUGUCUGGUGCCGCCCCAUGUGCUCGGCUAAGGGGGUUGACCCCGGGGCAGGUUGGGGUGUGCAGGGCGCGAGGGGAGGUUAUGGAGUCUGUGCGAAAGGCAGCGGAGAUGGUCAUAGAAGAGGUGGGGCAAAGAUUUUUAACAUCCACAGAUUUUAUGUUACUUUCAUUAUCAGGAGUUUGUUGAACCUGGAACAUUGUGAGUGCUUUAUCUAACUGCCAUGCAUGACACCUUUAUACUCAGUGUCAGCACCAGUUCAGGAACCGCCGCUGGAACUGCUCCACCACCCCACGUGGGAUCAAUGUUUUUGGCAGAGUCAUGAACCAAGGUAACCUCAUAAAAACGCCACGCAUCAGGCCGCUCAUAUCUGCAUUUAACACUUUUCAUUUCUGUACAACUCUAUUAUGGUUUCAGGGACUCGCGAGGCAGCCUUUGUGCAUGCUUUGUCCUCAGCGGCGGUGGCAGUGGCUGUGACCCGGGCCUGCACCCGUGGGGAGCUGGAAAGGUGUGGCUGUGACAGGAAGGUCAGGGGGAUCAGCCCUGAGGGUGAGCUCUGGUUCUAUUGUGUGAAAAUACAGCAGGUACAACCACACAGAGUCAUGAAAAAUGAAACAGUCGAGGUGCUGCAGGUUUUAGGGUGUGGCUUAAACUUUCCAGUGUGAAGCUCUAAGAAGUGAUAUCAUAGCAGCUGUCACAGGUAGAUGACUCCUUGGUGAUAUAGUCGAUUAGUGGAAAGCAUACUAUAGGCUUCAGGCUUGUUUAAUUCAGUGUUGAUUCAUGGUCAACCAUCUUUUUAGCUUUAUAUUUAAAUGUAAACCUGUGCUUAGGAUGCAGUAAACUGCAAUGCUGGUUCUUCUUCAACUCUAGGUUUCCAGUGGUCAGGGUGCAGUGACAACCUGUCCUACGGCGUGGCUUUCUCCCAGACAUUUGUGGACGAACCAGAACGAGCCAAGGGGCUGUCAGCAGGGCGACCACUCAUGAACCUCCACAACAACGAAGCUGGUCGAAAGGUUGGUGGUGGUGCUGCAGCAUUAAAGACAUCUUGAGGUUUCAGUGACUUAUAUCUUUCCUUCUAUCUUUAGGCCAUCCUUCAUAACAUGCAGGUGGAGUGUAAGUGUCAUGGUGUCUCUGGCUCCUGUGAGCUGAGGACCUGCUGGAAAGUGAUGCCUCCAUUUAGGCGUGUGGGUGUUGUGCUCAAAGAACGUUUUGAUGGAGCCACAGAGGUAUUAAAAUAUGCCACAACAUCCUCUGAAACUUUGAGGGAUCCUACUCUGUCUGGCUCUCUUAACAGGAUCUACCUCUUAGGUUCGUCUGACUCGCAUAGGAUCCAGGACUGCCCUGCUCCCUCGCGAUCCCCAGGUCAAGCCCCCUGCUGCUAGAGACCUGUUGUACCUUGCACCGUCCCCGGAUUUCUGCCAUCUCGACCCUGACAAUGGCAUCCCCGGAACUGCUGGAAGGAGAUGUAAUGGUAUGAAAAUUAAGUAGAAGCAUCUUACAGUCAAGAUAACCCAAUUUAUUGAUCUAACAAAUACAGAAAUAUGAUGUCGCUCUCUACCUAGGAACCUCUCGAUUGGCACCAGAUGGCUGUGAGCUUGUGUGCUGCGGGCCCGGGUAUCGAGCGGGCCGGGCUGAGGUGGUGCAGCGAUGCUCAUGCAAGUUUUCCUGGUGCUGCUCAGUCCGCUGCCAGCAGUGCAAGAACACAGUCACCAUUCACACCUGCAGAGUGUAAAAGGAGCAGAACACGACCAAAGCACCCCGUGCAGAAAGACCCAAACAAGCUACUAGACGGACACUCGUGCACACAAGACGGGAUAGCAAACCCUAAUGUGUAAUUUUAGCACCAUUUGACCUUCACCUCUGGUUCCAAAUGCAAACUUACCUAAAAUAACUUUCCACUGAAGCAGCAGAGACAGAAUAUUGCAAAAGCUGUAAAGUAAGAGAUUUUUUAAAGAGCAUUGACAUCAGAAGUAAGGUGUGAACAUAGACACACAUGAAAAAAAGUCAACAAUUAAUCACACAUUGGACUGACAAAGCUUUUCAGGCUGAAUUUAACCACAACUAAUCGGGACACGUUACAGCAUCAUUUUUAUUUAAUGCAAACUUCUCCUGUUGUCAUAGACUAGCUGGUUUUCAAACAUUUACUGUAUUUAUGUCUCUUCCUCCAAUUUGGUUUAUUUAUUUAUACAUCUGAGUUUCUGCUUCACUUCAGCCUCCAGCAACAUCUUUAAUCGCAAGAAUAACUUUUACUUACAUCAGCGUCUGUCUUGUGUUUUGUCUCUCAUCUUCAUGUGAAACUCUUCUGUAUGUUACUGCCCGAGCAGUGCUUAAGUCUUUUCAAGAAAUCUAAUAAAAACAGUAGUUUUAUCUGA
Xyrichtys novacula (pearly razorfish) is the source of this 3484-nucleotide messenger RNA. NCBI's taxonomy places the organism in Eukaryota, Metazoa, Chordata, Actinopteri, Labriformes, Labridae. The record is from the annotation of a GenBank genome assembly.